Austrofundulus limnaeus is the source of this 1161-nucleotide messenger RNA. It is a transcript of the gene psmd8, whose product is annotated as proteasome 26S subunit, non-ATPase 8. Gene Ontology annotation, biological process: proteasome-mediated ubiquitin-dependent protein catabolic process. NCBI's taxonomy places the organism in Eukaryota, Metazoa, Chordata, Actinopteri, Cyprinodontiformes, Rivulidae. Gene Ontology annotation, cellular component: proteasome regulatory particle, lid subcomplex; nucleus; cytosol. The record is from RefSeq and is a predicted model, not a curated record.
UGGCGUUGAAAGAGGCUGCGGGUCAGUACGAGACCCUCAAAGCUGAGUGGAAUAAAAACAAACCGAACCUGGACAAAUGCGGAGAACUUCUGAGCAAGCUCAAGGUUUCAUUACUGGAGCUGAAUUUCCUACCUACCAGUGGAUCAGGAAUGACCAAACAGCAGCUCAUUUUAGCUCGUGACGUCCUUGAGAUCGGAGCUCUUUGGAGCAUCCAAAAGAAAGACAUCCCAUCUUUUGAAAGAUACAUGGCCCAGCUAAAAUGUUACUACUUUGAUUACAAAGACGAACUGCCUGAAGCUGCCUACAUGCACCAGUUGCUCGGACUGAACCUGCUCUUCCUGCUCUCACAGAACCGAGUGUCUGAGUUUCACACAGAACUGGAAAGGCUGAGCGCACGAGACAUUCAGACUAACGUGUACAUCAAACAUCCCGUUUCCUUAGAACAGUACUUGAUGGAGGGAAGCUACAACAAGGUAUUUCUUGCAAAAGGCAACAUCCCCGCUGCGAGUUACACCUUCUUUAUAGAUAUUCUGCUCGACACUAUUCGGGAUGAGAUCGCAGGCUGCAUAGAGAAAGCGUACGAGCAGAUCCAGUUCAGCGAAGCGACCAGAGUUCUGUUCUUCAACUCACCCAAAAAGAUGACGGAGUACGCCAAGAAGCGAGGCUGGACUCAGAACCCAGACGGCUGCUACACCUUCACCAGUCAGCACCAGCGGACAGAAGAGGUCAACAUCCCCUCCACAGAGCUGGCACAGCAGGUCAUCGAGUACGCACGGCACCUGGAAAUGAUUGUUUAACCCCGCCCCCCUGGAACAUUCAGCCCAGAUUAAAACACCUGACUCCGUUUGUGACCAGAGUUCUUCUCCAUUUUUAAAACAGCUGUAGUUGUUUUGUUUUUGAUGCUUCUUGAUUCACGAGUCAUCCUCAGAUAUCGACAGAGAAACUACUUCUAGAAACUUUGGACCUUUUUCUGUUAUUUACAUCAAAUCAGUCGUUAACCUGAUCAACAAAUACGAUUCUGACUUUUGUACAAAAGUUUUAUUCUCAGUACAGAAAUAUUUUGUUCCUUUUAAAGUUUUGUUUUCUAAAAGAGUAUUGCAACUUCCUCCCUGAAAGGUUUGUAUUUCACUUCUGAUCUGCAAUAAAUCGUCCAGAAAUUCA